UGGUGCUGUGAUCGCUCCGGUGAGAGGCACACGCCGCACGCGGUCCAUCCGUGUUUGAUCAGUUCGAUAUAUGUUUUUUUCCGGGUUCGAUAUUUUAAAUUAUAAGUUCAUCGUACGUUUUUAUUCGACGUCGAAGUUGUUGGACCGAUUCUAGCAUGAGAUUUUAGCGCGACAAUUAAAAACAGGGAGGCAGAAACUCGUCAAUGAAAUAAUGGGCACGGUUCACGCUAAAGAACCCAGUAAUUCUUCAGGCUUGGGUCAAUUACCUAAGGAGAAUGCCUCCGCAAAGAAACACAAUCCAUCAAAUGCAACGGAUGACUUUCCAUCAUUUUCCAAUAGCAAAUCUCAGUUACAUAGAGAAGAAGAAAAUAUGCAAACGAAAAGCAUUGUUCUACAAGCAGUACAGGCACGAGUUGACAAAAUACAUGUGGAUGGACUUGUACGAACGAAGGACGACAUUAUUAAGUCACAAGUGACGGACUUGUUCAAAGCGAAAAAUUUCGAGGAUGUUAUUAUACGCGCUUACAAAGUACGAGAGAAGUUAGACGCCCUGGGAUGCUUCAGAAAUAUCGGCAUUUACAUCGAUACCAGUCAAGGACCCGACGCCACACCUGAUGGUGUUGAAGUCACUUUUAAAGUACGUGAAAUGAGACGUUUAGUUGGUGGUAUCAGCACAAUGGUUGGAAAUAACGAGGGAUCCCUAAUUAUCGGCGCAAAAGCACCAAAUCUGUUUGGCAGAGCAGAACGUAUCCAGAUGGAAUAUUCUCACGGUAACAAAAGUUCGAUCAACUUCAAUGUAUCCGCCAUUAAACCAUUUCCACAGAGCUUAUACAACGCAGUAUUAACUAGUACUAUAUUCAACACAACGCACGAUUUCCCAUGGUCUGGUUUUAAGCAAAACGACAAGGGACUGCUGUUUGACAUGGAACUUAAUCAGACAGACACCUCUAAGCACAAUUUACAAUAUGAAGCUGCAUUUAGGAACAUUAGUUGUUCGAAACAGGCGGCCUUUCAUGUUCGAGAGCAAUGCGGCCCAAAUUUGAAAUCUGCACUGAGAUAUAUCUGGACGAUAGAUAAAAGGGACUGUCCUUUAUUCCCCGUUACUGGGAGCUUCUUGCGAUUAACGACAGAAAUGGCUGGCCUAGGUGGCGAUAUUGGUUUCUUGAGGAACGAACUCGCCAUGCAAACUAAUUGGUCACCACACGAGUACCUUACAUUCCAAUUGGGUCUUCAGUCUGGACUGUUGAGUACAAUCAGUAACGACAUGAAAAUAAGUAUCGCUGAUCAUUUCUUCUUGGGAGGUCCACUGAAUCUACGUGGAUUCGACAUGAGAGGAUGCGGGCCCCGCUACGAAGGAAAUUCUGUGGGUGGCGAGAUGUAUUGGGCAGCCGCUCUUCACAUUUACACGCCGCUCCCAUUUAGACCCGGUCGUAACAGUUUCGGGGAUUUAUUUAGAUUGCACGGUUUUAUCAAUGGCGGCAAUUUAUCCAAUUUCACAUACGAUAAUCUAUACAAUGAAAACAUGAAGAUUUUCACGGAGAAUGUUCGCUGUGCUAUCGGCGGAGGCAUCGCGAUGAAGCUGGGGAACAUUGCCCGCAUAGAAUUGAACUUAGUUACACCAUUGUUGUUCCUGAGGAGCGACGUGCUCCAGCAAUUUCAAUUCGGUAUUGGUGUUCAAUACCUUUGAACUUUUUUCUAUCCUUCGAUAGUCUUGUAUUAUUAUAUUGGAUAUGUAAAUGUAAAAAAUAGAAGAUUAUGUGUAAAUUUAUUUCUGUUUCUUGUCCGACACACGACAGAA
Messenger RNA from Atta colombica, 1798 nucleotides. Its product is annotated as sorting and assembly machinery component 50 homolog. NCBI's taxonomy places the organism in Eukaryota, Metazoa, Arthropoda, Insecta, Hymenoptera, Formicidae. The record is from RefSeq and is a predicted model, not a curated record. The coding region runs from base 212 to 1687 and encodes 491 amino acids. Gene Ontology annotation, biological process: protein insertion into mitochondrial outer membrane; mitochondrial respiratory chain complex assembly. Gene Ontology annotation, cellular component: outer membrane; SAM complex. The transcript is spliced from 8 exons.